Molecule: messenger RNA, 1524 nt
Organism: Volvox carteri f. nagariensis
Lineage: Eukaryota; Viridiplantae; Chlorophyta; Chlorophyceae; Chlamydomonadales; Volvocaceae
Gene: cnk1
Product: NimA-related protein kinase 1
Exons: 10
Coding region: 1-1524 (507 amino acids)
Biological process (GO): protein phosphorylation
Molecular function (GO): protein kinase activity; ATP binding
Source: RefSeq, a predicted model, not a curated record
AUGGCGGCAGCCAACGCUUACUGUGGCCUUCCUAAAUUUCCUAAUUUCAAGGUGCACAAGCUCCUGGGCAAGGGGAGCUAUGGAAGGGUCUACAAAGUGGAGCGCGAGAGCGAUAAGCAGCUUUAUGCGCUUAAGGAGGCUGACUUAGGCUCUAUGUCUCAGGCUGAGCGUGCUGAUGCUGUCAACGAGGUUCGACUCCUAGUCUCCAUUUCGCAUCACAACGUGAUUCGUUACCACGAGGCUUUCCUGCUUGGGAACAAACUCUGCACGGUCAUGGAGUACGCCCCGUUCGGCGACUUGCGCUACUACAUCAGCAAGGGCUCCAAACGUAAAACUCCAUUCCCAGAGGAAGCAAUAUGGCGCAUCCUCUUGCAGCUAUGCAGGGGACUCCAGGCGCUCCACAGCCAGAACAUCAUUCAUCGAGAUAUUAAGCCGGCCAAUAUUUUCCUAUGCGCCAACGACCUGCUCAAGAUUGGGGACCUGGGGAUCGCCAAGGCCCUUACCAACAUAAACUUUGCUCGCACGCAGAUUGGCACGCCUUGCUACAUGGCACCAGAUAGGUUGGGGGGUGGAUGUGUGUGGAGUGGGCGUCCGUACUCGUACAGCAGUGACAUGUGGUCACUCGGUGCAGUGCUGUACGAAAUGAUGACGUUCAGGACCCCCAUGGAGGGUCGCUCCAUCGUGGACCUGCGGAACCGCAUCGUUGGUGGGCGCUUCACUCCCGUCCCGAGCGGCUCUUACAGCCAGGACCUCGUCACGCUUUGUCACAGCCUGCUGAGCACUGAGCCAAGUAGACGGCCUUCUCCCGCGACCAUCCUGGCGGGCUCCGCUGCCAGCAAGUGGCUGCACAUCCUGCCGGAACCACCCGCUUCUAACCGGCCACCGGCACGCCGCUGGACUUCUGACGGUCCACCCCCCUUUCCCUGUCCCUUCUCUUCAGGUUCGUCCAAGGGCGCCCUUUUGGACACCAUUGUUGUCCCGCGUGACCUUAAGCAGCUCCCGAAGCACCUGCCGCCGCCAUCAUACGAUACGGACAUUCCACAGCCCCCGCCGUCGCAGGCCGCGGGGCCCCCGAUGCCAGCGCCAGUGGCUCCGGUCGCGGCCCCGGCAGCGCCCCCUGGCGCCCAGCGGGCUGCGUCAUGGUGCAGCGCCGCGGCAGCGCCAAACACGAAGCCGGCACCGGUGUCAUCACAUGUAGCGGCUGCGGCUUUAGGGAAGCCGCAUCCGAAGGCGCCGUCGCAACAAGGUCAGAAAGCGCCCUCCUCUCGGGACAACAGCCGGGCGCCGUCACCUGCAGAAGUGCGCUCGAUAUUGGACAACCGUAGAGGGCCGACGCCGCUGCCACCGCUCUUCCCGCGCAACGGAGCAUAUGGUGGUGGGGCCAUAAGUUCAGCUGCGGCUGCGGCGGCAGCCGCAGCCGCUGCGGCUAUUGCAGCGUAUCAGCAGCGCUGGACGCCUAACCCCCAGCCCGUGGCAUUCAACGCGCCGCGGUCCAUUCCUUAUCGCCGUGUGUCCAUCUCAUAA